This is a messenger RNA of Apis cerana (Asiatic honeybee), 4486 nucleotides long. It is a transcript of the gene vg, whose product is annotated as transcription factor vestigial. The record is from RefSeq and is a predicted model, not a curated record. Gene Ontology annotation, cellular component: nucleus. Gene Ontology annotation, biological process: regulation of DNA-templated transcription. Lineage: Eukaryota; Metazoa; Arthropoda; Insecta; Hymenoptera; Apidae.
UAGGGAUCCUAGGAUGAUAUUUUUUUCGAAUCGAUAAUAUUCGAGAUAUUCUUUUGCGAUAACGAUUUAGGUUGCUUUCCUUGUCGUAUUUUCGCGCGAACGAUCGACGGGAACGAAAGCGAGUAUAAAAGAGGAUCCUGGCAAAGAGUGGCACAACCUAGAAAUGGGAGCGCGCAGAUCUCUCUCGAUCGAUUUGCCAGGGUUAAACUUAUACUUAACGCACGCUCGCGCGUUCAUUUGUCAGCCGGGACGCGACAAUCACGUUCGCAACAAUAAUGGCUACCACGAUGCAUACGCAAUUGCAAUUGCGCGUAUCGUGCCAUCGAACGAUGCGAGAAUCGCGCGUACAUUUUCUCGACCGAUUGCGAUCGUUCAUUAGCGUGUCUGAAGCUCUAAUUCAUUGCAUAAACCGUCGUUUACGCGGCGAAUUAAACGCUCGCAUGGGUCAAGCCUGGAUAAAUUCCAGUUUCGUCCGAGUUUCAACCGAGUUACGAGAAGUGUGAUGCGUCUUUGAUACAUAGUUAGAUAUACUAUAUCUAAGACGAUUUCCGAGAAGAAAUAAUUAAAAUAAUUAAAAUUGCGAAUAAUUUGCGCAAAUGAUCGCUCGAGAUUUAAAUUUUUUAAAAGGAGGUAACGUCGAAAGAUCGAUGGAUUCUUCGAUUUUCUCGAUAUUCUCGUUUUAUUUAUCUGGCUCUAAUGUAGCUUUACGAUUAAACGAGAUCUCGUACGCGGUAUAUCAGACGGAUAUUGGAUUUUCGUUUUCAAUAAAGUAUAAGAAGAAAGAAAAGGGAAAAAAGAAACUCGACGAGAAAUUACGCGAAACGUGAAAUUCAAUAGGAUAAAUUUGUUCGAUUGAGCGACGAGUCGGUCUCAAAGGGAUUUCAAGGAGAACGAGUUCGAACCGCGAUCGAACUCGACGCUAUUGCCUAUGAUGUAUCCUCUUUUCCACGUAUCAAUCUCCCUCCCCAUCUUUUAACGACGUAUGCGAACAAUUUAUUAUCUCCGUUUAAUCGCCGUGGACGUUGUAAAAUUAUUUCUUAAUGUCGUAAACAAGGAGUAUUAUAUGGAAAGAAGAAUAACGCGUUCGUUAUCGGAAGAGAGGAAUUCGAGCGUUGCGAAUCGGAGGGACACGAAUGACACGGUGUUUUUCUCGAUUCAGCGGGAUUCGGGAUUAUAACUCAUGCGCGCCCAUCCGUCCGACAGAUUUAUUCGCGAUAGUGGCGCAACAAUAAUGGCUACCGGCUACGUGUACGCGAGACUGCGAUCGCGCGUCCUUUAUCAUCGCGUCGGGAUGGUAUGCACCUCGCGCGGUUUCUUCGAUCAUUACGAUCGUGUUCGCCGCGAUCUCGAGGAUCGAUGUACACGGCCCGCCUCACCUCGCCUAGCUCUACGAAUAUCGGAUGGAUCUCGCGCGCCACUCUCCCCGAUUUAUCUUCCCGCUAAUAUUUCCGCGUCCCGCGAAUAUGGAGAAAUGGAAUUCGUUCGUAUUCGGCGGCGAAGCGAAGAGUAAUCCUCCUGAGUUAAUUCUUUCUUCUACUCUUUUCUCUCGAGAAAAAAAAUGGAAAGAAAUCUUUUUUCCUCUUCCUUCCCGUAGCGAAUCGCGCGUAGCGAGCAAUGCCGCGGGAUCGUCUCGAUCGAUCCCCGCUUGCCUGUGCGAAUAAGUAGCCACCGCCGUUCACUUUCGAUCGCUCGUCGAUCUGUCGACCUUCGACGAGAACGGCGACAACGACGACAAAGACACGACCGACUCUCGAUAGCCAGCGGGCAAACGAACAUCGGCUAGUUAAAAUUACGUAGCGGUUGGCACGAUUGGCCGGUUUCCGAUCGAAACGUUCGCGUCCUCCGAGUUCCUCGAAUAAUCCACAGCCGGAUUAUAUCGCGCGGAAUUAAUCGACGUCGAGGCGCGCGAUGUUUCGACGUCCGCGAUGAACCACGCGAGCAACGGUCUCCCGGGCCAUGUCGCGCAUCGUCGAUCCGAUCGAGAUACGAUUCCUCUAAUCGUAGAUGCUUCCUUCCCCGUAUAGAAUUCCCCUCAGCGAUCGAGAUACAAUCUGUACAAUCUGCCCACGAUUUCGAGAUGGUACGGAUUCGUACUUUUAAUCCUAUUUUUUUUAUCUAGUUUCUUUUUGGGAUUUCGUCUCGAACGGGAAGGAAUAGCGGCGCGGAGUGCUGAGUCCUCAGAACGUACGCCGUUGCGCGUCGUUCUCGUGGAGCAUCUCGAGCACUGGCAUCCAUCGUGUUUCGAUCCAUCGAACAGUGGCCGAAUAGUUGGCUUGUCGCGUCGCGUGCGCGAUCGUACGGAGGGGAGGGGAAGGGUUUGGCGCGGUGGAAAAAAUUCGAGCAGAAUGCCAUGACCCAGCGUGGCAUUUGCAUCCGUAGGAUCUAAUGAAUAGCGAGCAUUACGUCCUAUUUGGUCUGAUUGCGAGCGGCGGCCGUGACGACGAUGCCGGUGCGCAUAGCAUAGCUCUCGCGCUAUUUGCAGUCUGACCGAGCGGGUGGGAGGUACAAUGGACGCCGACGCCUGGCGUCGGUAUGCGUUCAAUGGAGGCUCCUCUUCUAAGGACGUGUUGAACGUUCACCAAAGACCACUCGGGCAAAUUUGUCCAGCUGGUGGAAGUGUUCCACAAGGGCAACAGAGCAGCGCAGGUUCCGUCGGCUCGGCACCUAGUCCGGCAUCGCCAAGGCCAACUCCUCAACCACGACCACCCGUUGCAUCGACCGCUUCGCAAUCCUCGAGAACGUUGGACGAUGACAGAUCGACGGACGCUGUAGGUACUGGGACCGCAGCGGAAGAUUCCGACGAUGGCGAGAGCAUAGCGCAAUACGUGAGCACAAAUUGCGUCGUCUUCACCCAUUAUCGAGGGGAUGCUGCGUCCGAAGUGGAGGAACACUUUCAAAGGGCAUUAGCGCACGAUAAACCGAAGGAAAAUAUCUCUCCUAUGUUCAUGAGGAACUUCCCCCCUUCCUUCUGGAAGAGUCAGCAUCCUGGUGAAGUCUACGAGUGUCCAACGGAUCCAUGGCAUCCGCAUUAUCCACAAUAUCACCACAGGGCUGUGCACGAGUACCAUCACCAUAACAUGGCGACCGUGACGAGUUACGGCGGUUUGCUUUUGGGUGGUGCGCGAGGACUCGGCCACCAUGCGGCGCACCACGCGCACUCCGCGGCCUCCUACAAGGACUGGCCGUCGGCGACGCCGUCGCAGUCGUUCGUCGACGCUUCCUCCGCACCCUCUUACCCGCACGGCUAUUACGCACCCCUCUCUGGUCUCGAGUCUCAGGUUCAAGAUUCCAAAGACCUUUAUUGGUUCUAGAAGCGAGUGACGGAGUCUCGUGGGCCGAAUUAAUUCGCAAGAUCCAGUGGGUGGAUCCGCGAAAGAAAGAGGCACGAGCUCUUCGAAACCGCGAACAGGAAUCGGAAGAAGAAGGAAUUGUCAUCCUCGCUCGAACGAACGUAGCGACAAAAUGGCGAAUAGGACGCUGUUGGGACGCGAUCGAGGAGAAACGAGCCUGCUCUCAAACGUGAUACUAGCGUGCUAAGGAACGACGAUCCAUCCGGCGAACGGAGAGCUGAUGGACAAGAGGGAGAGGAGAGGAAGAAAUUUUUGUUAUGUUACGGUCGGACGAACGUAUGCGAACAUCGUUCACGCCGAGCAAGUGUACAUAGUGUUACCUAAUUUACUUUAAGGAUCUACUAUUAGCGUACAACUCGGAUAGUAUUAGAGGAACUACUUUGCGCGCACUAUUACCUUUCAUAGUGACUGACGACGAAAUUACUUACUACAUAUAUGUCCGACCGGCCGGUGAAAAUGACAGAUUCUCUAGUUCGUAUAGAAAUGUAGGGAAUUGUAGGCCAUCGAAAGGCGAAAGAGUCGAAAUUUUCCAAAUAAUUACGAAUAUUGAACGUCGAAUAAUUAAUCUAACGAAUCGAUAUCUCUUCGUUUCAAACGUAUCGUAUCUUUUUUUGUUCUCGAAUCAAGGUUGAAACGACGAAUUGAUGAGUUUCGUUGUAAACCUUGUUAUCGAUCAUUCACGAAAGAACGUGAAAGAGGAUAAAGGAAGAUGGAUCGAUUAUUUGGAGAAUUUGACUACAGAUUUAAGUGAAAUAUUUAUUGACCAAUGAUCUUGCCAUAUAUAUAUAUAUAUAAUAAAUAUAUGUAUAUAUAUAUAUACAUAUAUAUAUAUAUAUGUAUAUGUAUAUAUAUACAUAUUACUAUUAUUAUUGUAUCAUAACACCGAUGCUGCAGAAAUUCUGAAAUCUCUCCAAGUCGGCAAAUUAAAAAAAAAAAAAAAAGAAAUAGUUAUUAUCCGAAUUGUCACAAUUAUUCUUUACAUCCUUUCCCAUAGAAUUGACAAUGAUAUCGCGAGGACAUGUAUACACACGCGCAACAAGCACGCACGCACAACCGUCAUUUCGCCUAGUGAAUUACUCUACCUUAAGCGCAUCUCAUGUUAUCAUAGGUGUUAAAUAAAUGAUGCAUCAAUAUUA